AUGGAUUAUAUCAUUCCCAUAUUGAAGAAGAGCUUAGAUGCUGAGUUAAAUCUUCCUACUUCCGGAAAGGAAGUGUUAUCUCAAGGACUGUUUGGCAAAGGAAUUUCUCUGGUUGCUGAGCAUAAUAGAUAUACAGUAACUAUUGAACGUUUAGAUCAAAAGUAUUCUACUUCAAUGUCUCUGCUUGAUCAACAGAAAUGGAAAUUAGAAGGCAUCACAAAAACUGUUUCAAUGGAGCAGCUGUUUAAAUUUGGUCAUUAUCUCCCUCAUAGGCCUGUUAUCAAUCCAUCCAGCAGUACUACGAAGGUUCGCCCAGUGUUCGAUGCUUCUUUCAAGCGGCCUGGAUAUGCUUAUUUAAAUGAGUGUUUGAGUGUUGGACCGAGUCUGAUACAUCAGACACUGCCACUACUGCUGAGAUUCCAUUUAGAGUCCUUGGGAGUAGUUGCUGAUAUAAAGCAGGCUUUUCUGCAAAUAGGCAAAGAUGUACUGAGGUUCAUGUGGUGGGAAGAUGCAAAACGCACCAAGCUUAAGAUUUAUAGACACUGCCGAGUGGUUUUUGGCAUCACUUCCAGUCCUUUUCUUCUGAAUGCCACAAUAAAAUAUCAUUUAAGAUUGCAGAAAUUCCAAACAGAAAACCUUCAAAAUGCAAUUGAUAAACUGAGAGAAGGGUUUUAUGAUGACAACCCAGUCACAUGUGUCAUUGACGUAAAAGAACUGGAGCAACUGAAAUCUCAAGCUAUGCAAGUAAUGAAUGAAGCGACAUUUGAACAGAGAUGCUGGGCUCACUCCAGACUUCAAUGUCAUCAAAGUCAAAGUGUUCUUGGUCUUAAGUGGGAUACAGAAACCGAUGAACUUUACUGCAUUGGUUCUCAAGCUGACAUGAAAUUUAGUAAAGUUGUUAGGAAGAGAAUGUUACUUUUUGUUGUUAACAGCACGUAUGAUCCUAUAGGCUUUACCUCACCUGCUGCACUACUGCCUAAGUUACCACUCCAAGAAACCUGGGAAAAUAAGUUAGACUGGGAUGAAGAGUUGUCAUCCAAUUUGCAAUUACGUUACUGA
Stegodyphus dumicola is the source of this 1059-nucleotide messenger RNA. RefSeq lists its product as uncharacterized. Lineage: Eukaryota; Metazoa; Arthropoda; Arachnida; Araneae; Eresidae. The record is from RefSeq and is a predicted model, not a curated record.